GUGAGAUAACUUCGCGUUUGACGGCCGAUUGUCAGACGAUGUCGUCGACUGUAUCGACAAAUGUGAAUGUCUUUCUUCGAAACAGCGUCAUGCUGCUCGGCUCUCUGGUGUUCAUGUUUGCGCUUUCCUGGCGUCUUUCGCUGGUCACAUUUAUCGCUGUUCCAAUUGUUGCUUUUUUAACAAAAGUUUACGGAGCCUAUUACGAUAAUUUAUCGGAGCGAACGCAGUCGACACUGGCGGUGGCCAAUCAUGUAGCUGAAGAAGUGAUGAGCACCAUGCGAACAGUGCGCUCGUUUGCUUGCGAAAAAAGGGAAGCUGCUCGAUUUCGGCAGCAACUCGAUGAAGCACUCAAAAUUUACAAGAAAAAAGCAAUAGCCUAUAUGGGCUACACUUGGACUAACGAAUUCUGUGAUAACGCUAUACUUGUUGCAGUAUUAUUUUACGGGGGACAUCUGGUUUUAUCAGGUACAUCCUCUGGUUUUUUAUCCGAAUUAUCGGGAAAGUGUCAGUCGAGAAAGUAGCA
This is a messenger RNA of Gongylonema pulchrum, 523 nucleotides long. NCBI's taxonomy places the organism in Eukaryota, Metazoa, Nematoda, Chromadorea, Rhabditida, Gongylonematidae. The record is from the annotation of a GenBank genome assembly.